CCACGGCCAUCUUCGCCCUCGACUAGCAUUUUUCCUUAUGGAGAAACAUUUGCUCAGCCCUGCAAUAUUUCCCGAGGUCACUCUGCAGCCACACAGACUCUUCCGGGAGGAGGGUGCGCACACGCGCCCUGAAUGAGGAAGACUGCAUUAGUAUAGUAAGCUAAUUGAGAGCAACAUGUGACAGUCAGAAAAGGACUUAUUGCAGUGCCGUUUCUGGUGACAUCGAGAAGUGUGUCUAUAACCGAUACCUGCAACCGUGGCAAACAAACGAUCGCCUUCGUUUCAGUGCUAUAAACCGAAGCUCAAAACAUGACAGGAAUGCAAACCGUUUGUUAUGUAUGAGGACCUGGAAAACUGCACGACAUUCGAUUCUAUUUGAACGUAGCUAACAUGUAUCGACGAAUGUAUUAAUUCAUUGCCUGCAUAUUGCAGAAGAAGAAUCGCUAAGGAUUUAGCCACAUUGGAGCAGUAGGUUAUGAUGUCAGGGCUUGAAACAGCGAAUGGGGUUUAUGAUCGAUUUAACUUCAGAAAACCUACCUCGCGUGCUUUUUCCCUAUCCAUAACCUAAUAAGAAAUGCUCAAUUAAACCAGCUACAAUACUGAGAGCCUUGCAGAUUGGGGUAAAUAUCGGAUAUCCUAAACAAUAGCAUAUUGACUUUGAGAUGUCAUUUAACAGUCUACCGACGUUGGAUAGUUGUAGGCCUAUGCCUAAAAUGCACGUCUUUCUUAGCUGGGCACAGACCUUGAAUGUAAUGUAGCCUAAUAUACACAUGUACCAAAAUGCUACCAGGAUCUAUUCAAAUAACUGGAGAGACACUGUCGGGAGCUGAGAUCAAGGAUAUUUGUGACAGCCUGAAAGAGAACAGUGUGAGGCUUCUGUCUAUCAGGGGAUGUCAGCUUUCGGACCGAGACUUUGGACGGGUGUGUCGUGGUGUGGCGGAGUCCCACUCACUGGCGCAACUCAAUAUGAACCUCGGUGUGGUCUCCACCAUCAACCGAACCAAGCAUCUCGCAGAUGCACUCAAGACAAACAGAUCGAUCCAGACCCUUUUUCUCCAUGGAAGCCCCCUCCUAGAUGCAGGAUUGGUCACACUCAACACUGCAUUGUCCACUCACCCUUCACUGGUGUCUCUGGACCUGGGUGACUGUAUGCUGGGAGAUGAGGCACUGCGGCUUAUCUGUGGCAUGCUGCCUCCGGACGGGGCCAAAUCAGCCUGUCCCACAGGGCUUAGGGAGCUGACUCUGAGUGCGAACCCCUGCAUCACAACCAAGGGCUGGGCCCGCCUGGCCAUUGCUGUGGCCCACAGCUCCCAGCUCCGAGUCCUCAACCUGGACUACAACCCCCUGGGGGACCAGAUUGCAGGUAUGCUAGCAGUUGCUGUGGCGUCCAGCAGAACUCUGGAGGUGUUGGAUCUGGAGGGAACAGGACUCACAAAUCAGUCAGCACAGGUCUUCCUCGAAAUGGUGGAGAACUACCCCACCUGUCUGCGAGUGCUGGUCCUGGCUGAGAACGCCAUCAGCCCCGAGCUGCAGCAGCAGAUCUCAGACCUGCUCUCCGAGGGAGAGGAGGAGGACGACAAGGAGGGCGAGGCACGAGGCAGCGCUGCCAUCCCCACUAGGGAGAAAACGGCCUGGAUCCCCCACAGCAGUAAAGGCUGACCUGACCAACUAAAAUGGUCUCCUUCCCUGUCCUUUCUUAGUUAUAGUCUAGAUAGGACAGUUUUUCCGAUUCUAAAUAAAUCAUUUUGUAUAAUAAGCGUCUAUAAACCUGAAACAUCGGUAUAGGUGAUGACCUCAAAAAAUGAUGACUGAUUUUCAAUCAAUCUCUAGUAUUGGGGGGAAACAAACUAACCCAUUUGCUUAAGAAUGAGGCCUGCUAGCUCUGUUUGUGCUUUGGCCAACUCUGUUUGUGCUUUGGCCAACUCGCUCGUUGUCAUCCCUUACAAGUUCAAAGGAGUUGGCUAGAGCACUAACAGAGCUAGCAACCAGGCUAGUUGUAGAGUUGUAGAAGUCUUAAACUCGUUUCCGUUGUCUCUGCCCAUUGCAGACUCCCACCCCCAAAUGGUCCUGCUGACGUCAGCUCUAGGUGAGAGCCUACUGGCUGAGAUUGAGAUGUGAUUCCACAGCCUUCCUACAUUUUUGUUUUUUACCUCCUUUCUUUAUGCUAAUCUGCACAUAAUAGAGUUGCAAUAUCACCUGGUAGCGUGCAAUCAAUCACACUUUUUGCAUGACUUGUAGCACUUGUACAUAACAGAAUAUGUUUUGGAGCAGGCACAAAAUUCUUAACACACACACCAAGUGACUUAUAGGCAAUAGGGAAUUUAUUUAUUUUAAACAUGUAAAGUCUAUUUAUAGUUCCUAUUUAAAGGUUUAUGUAACCAAUUAAAGUCUGUUUGCUUUGAUAGAUCGACUACAUAGGAUUGUUGUGAUGGUCUGAUGUGAUGUCAGAAUAAAUCUGUUUACAUCUUCUUAAA
This is a messenger RNA of Coregonus clupeaformis (lake whitefish), 2474 nucleotides long. Its product is annotated as leucine-rich repeat-containing protein 73. Gene Ontology annotation, molecular function: protein binding. The transcript has 5 exons. Bases 781 to 1659 code for a protein of 292 amino acids. The record is from RefSeq and is a predicted model, not a curated record. Lineage: Eukaryota; Metazoa; Chordata; Actinopteri; Salmoniformes; Salmonidae.